This is a messenger RNA of Taeniopygia guttata (zebra finch), 1950 nucleotides long. The record is from RefSeq and is a predicted model, not a curated record. NCBI's taxonomy places the organism in Eukaryota, Metazoa, Chordata, Aves, Passeriformes, Estrildidae.
GGGCUCAGGGCGGGGGGCUCAGGGCACGGCAGCAGCACCGUGAGCCGCAGGGGAUGCGGCGGGAGCCGGGCCGCGAGUGACGGCAGCCGGGGGCGGUGGAGGGCCGCAGCGCCAUGUCCCUGGGCAGUGAGAGCGGCCCCGGCAUCGUGCACAGCCUGCUGUGCCACCGGCAGGGAGGGGACAGCGAGGCCUUCGCCCGCCGCGCCAUCCAGAGCCUGCUGAGGAAGCUGAAGGAGAAGAGGGACGAGCUGGACGCGCUGGUGGCCGCUGUCACCUCCGGAGGGGCGCAGCCCGGACAGUGUGUCACCGUGCAGCGCACCCUGGACGGGCGGCUCCAGGUGGCCGGCAGGAAGGGGUUCCCGCACGUCAUCUACGCGCGGCUCUGGCGCUGGCCCGACCUGCACAAGAACGAGCUGAAACCCGCCGCCUUCUGCCAGUUCGCCUUCGACCUCAAGUGCGACAGCGUCUGUGUCAACCCCUACCACUACGAGCGCGUGGGGACCCCCGACAGCGGUCUGAGCAUCCCGAGCACAGCGCCCCCCCCGCGCCCGGUGAAGGAGGAGUUUGUCCAUGACUGUGUGCAGAUGGAGCCGCCGGCCCGUCGGGAGCCGGGGCCCGAGCCCCCCGCCCGGCCCCACCCAGCGCUGCCCCCCCGGCGGCCCCCUGAGCCCCCCGGCGUGCCCCGGCCCUACCCUGCGCUCCCCAUGGCGCCCCGAGCGACCCCCCAGGACCCCCUGCUUCCCCCGGCCCACCCCGAGGGCCCCCCGCAGAACGGGUACCCCAAACCGCCCCACCACAGUUCACCGCUGAGCUGGAGCAGUGCCACCAUCUACACCCCGAGUUUGGGGGGGUCGCAGCCCCCCCCCCCACAACAUCCCAGCAGCCAGAGCCACCCCCAGCCCCCCCAGCACCACCCAACCACUGCUGUAGGUUUGGGGCGCACUGAGCGAGGGCUGAGGGGGGUCUUCAGGGUGCUGACCCCCUCUCUGCCCCUCCCAGGGCCCCCCGUGCUCCAGCCCCCCGUGUCCACCCACCCCGGCCCGGAAUUCUGGUGCUCCAUCGCCUACUUCGAGCAGGACGUGCAGGUGGGGGAGAUCUUCAAGGUGCCCUCCAGCUGCCCCACCGUGGUGGUGGACGGCUACGUGGACCCCUCGGGGGGCGCCCGCUUCUGCCUGGGGCAGCUCUCCAACGUGCAGCGCUGCGCGGCCAGCGAGAGGGCACGGCUGCACAUCGGCAAGGGCGUGCAGCUGGAGCGGCGAGGAGAGGGGGACGUGUGGAUGCGCUGCCGCAGCGACCACGCCGUGUUCGUGCAGAGCUUCUACCUGGACAGGGAGGCGGGCAGAGCCCCCGGGGACGCCGUGCACAAGGUGUACCCCGGGGCACACAUCAAGGUGUUUGACCUGCGGCAGUGCCACCGGCAGAUGCAGCAGCAGGCGGCCACUGCCCAGGCUGCGGCCACUGCCCAGGCGGCCGCGGUGGCCGGCAGCAUCCCCGGGCCGGGCUCGGUGGGCGGCAUCGCCCCCGCCAUCGGGCUGUCGGUGGCCGCGGGGCUCGGCGUGGACGACCUGCGGCGCCUGUGCCUCGUUCGGCUGAGCUUCGUCAAGGGCUGGGGGCCCGACUACCCCCGCGCCAGCAUCACCUGCACGCCCUGCUGGAUCGAGGUGCACCUGCACCGUGCCCUGCAGCUGCUGGACCACGUCCUGCACGCCCUGCCCGACGCCCACGCCUGACUCCUGGGAGGAGCAGCCAAAAAAACAAACCAAAAAAAAGAGGGAAAAAAAGGCAAAAAAAAAAAAAGCAGCAAAAUGACCAAAAUGUGUUGGUUUAACGGUUAUUUAAUGGGUGGAUGUUUGUGGCCUGGGUGUGGUGCAGCCCUCAACGCUGAUUUUCACCUCCUGCUUUAACUUUUGUAUGAAAAUAAACCAAAAAAAAAAAAUUUAAAAGCUGAAA